Messenger RNA from Gadus macrocephalus (Pacific cod), 1160 nucleotides. RefSeq names its product BCAS2 pre-mRNA processing factor (gene bcas2). Bases 114 to 791 code for a protein of 225 amino acids. Gene Ontology annotation, biological process: mRNA processing. Gene Ontology annotation, cellular component: Prp19 complex; catalytic step 2 spliceosome; precatalytic spliceosome. The transcript is spliced from 7 exons. Lineage: Eukaryota; Metazoa; Chordata; Actinopteri; Gadiformes; Gadidae. The record is from RefSeq and is a predicted model, not a curated record.
GGCUAUUGCACUUUGGCUGGGCGGAAGCACAUUGCCUUUGCAUCCUCCUAGUGUGGUAUGUUGGCGGUACAGUCUGAAACAACCAAUCUAAAUACUAUUUGACUCUGAGAAACAUGGCUGGAACGGCGUCGGUAGCGGGAGAGGUGUUCGUGGAUGCCCUCCCGUAUUUUGAUCAGGGCUACGAUGCUUCUGGGGUCAGAGAGGCGGCUGCAGCUUUGGUGGAAGAGGAGACGAGGAGAUACCGACCCACCAAGAACUACCUGAGUUACCUCGCCACUCCUGACUUCGCUGCCUUUGAGACGGAGAUCAUGAGGAAUGAGUUUGAUAGGCUCGGCGCUAGGCAACCACUGGAGCUCCUCAGCAUGAAGAGGUACGAGCUGCCUGCGCCCACAGCAGGCCAAAAGAAUGACAUCACCGCCUGGCAGGAGAGCGUGAACAACUCCAUGGCCCAGCUGGAGCACCAGGCGGUCCGCAUCGAGAACCUGGAGCUCAUGUCCCAGUACGGCACCAACGCCUGGAAGCUCUACAACGACAACUUGGCCUUCAUGAUAGAGACAGCCCAAAAGGAACUCCAGAAAUUCAGGAAACAAAUUCAGGAUCUGAAUUGGCAGCGUAAAAAUGACCAGCUGGUGGGCGGAGCCAAACUCAGAGAACUGGAGUCCAACUGGGUGUCCCUCGUCAGUAAAAACUAUGAGAUCGAACGCGCCAUAGUGCAGUUGGAGAUCGAGGCUGCACGGAUAAGGCACCAGCAGGGAGACGAAAACAAGGAGAACAUCCGACAGGACUUCUAGCAACGGGAGGAGGAGGAGGAGAACGGUGGCUAGAGGUUCCAGCAAAGUGAAUCAGACAGGACUCUUGUUUCUAAUGAACUGAUCUUCUCUAAGCUUGGAAGGAAGUACCGCCUGAGCAGGGGAAAAGAAAGAUGGGUCAGAUUUCUGUAUCACUAAAUGCAAGGCAUUGAGGUUUUCGUGGAGCUAUGGGGUUAUCUUUCCAGCUGUCUGGAAACUCAUUUUGGAUGUUUCCCUAAAGGAGUCUGGGUUAAGAAGGAGUAAAUGUGGUUUAAUGUUUAUUUUGUUGGACUUCUUUACCAACGCAUACAUGUACAUUAGGCUUUAUGUUGUUGUUUUUUCUAUUUUAAUAAAAAAAUAUUUUGAAUAUUU